Theobroma cacao (cacao) is the source of this 1082-nucleotide messenger RNA. Its product is annotated as membrane-anchored ubiquitin-fold protein 3-like. Gene Ontology annotation, molecular function: protein binding. NCBI's taxonomy places the organism in Eukaryota, Viridiplantae, Streptophyta, Magnoliopsida, Malvales, Malvaceae. The record is from RefSeq and is a predicted model, not a curated record.
AAAAAAAAAAGAAGAGGGAAAGAAAAACUGUUUUUAAACUAUCAAGGAAAGAACGAAAACUUCUCUCUUUUUUUGGUUCAAACACCGACACAGUGGCUAGAAAAAGCCUUUUGCUUAAUUCGACUCUCUCUUUCUGAUCUUCCGUCAAUGGCUUCUUGAUCAGGAACAUUGGUUGAGAGCUGUUGACCGGAACCUUAUCAGUUAUCAGAUCAUAUGAAGUGCUCACUCGGUUGGCGAGGUUCUUAGGCAGUUGAUUUACGUGCACUCUUACCAAAUAAUUUUUUGGAAGGAUUAGUCGAGGUGAGUGAGGGAAGACUGAAUUCUGGGACUAAAACUGUUCAUUUGCUAUCACAUUCGACCUGCAAGCUGGGAAACAGUGAACUAAGACUACCAUGGCUGAGGGGGAGAAGCUUAUAGAGCUUAAAUUCCGCAUUUAUGAUGGAACGGAUAUAGCACACAGUACUUACGCAUCCUCUAUGACUGUUUCAACUCUUAAGCAAAAGAUUGUUGCUGAGUGGCCCCAAGACAAAACAGUCACACCAAAGUCAAUAAAUGAUUUGAAACUUAUACAUGCUGGUAAAGUUCUGGAAAACAACAAAACGCUUGCUGAUUCCAAGAUAACAUUUGGUGACCUUCCCGUUGGUGUUAUUACCAUGCACGUAGUAGUGCAGCCUGCUAUAGCAAAAAAUAAGACAGUGUCUCAUUUUCCCAUCUGUCUUGGUGCACUGCAGAAAAGAGCCAGGAGGAGAUGCAAAAGCUGAAUUCAUGCGGGUGUGUUAUUCUUUGAUCAAUAAACAUUCACUGUAGUUAUACUUUGUAUUAGUCCGAUUUUGCUUUUGAAAUGGUGUUCAUCUGUAUACUGGCUGCGUUCUGACUCUGACUACUCAAGUAUCAUCGUUCUUUUUGUAACCAUCCUCUCUUACCGGUAAAAUUAGGAUACCUGGAAACACAUUUUGUAUAAGCUAUGAUUGUACAGAUGAAUCAAUGCAAUUGAGAGAGAGAGAUGAUAACAAUGCAGGUUGCAGCAAAAUACCUUUUGACAUUGAUACAUCCAAUUCUAAUUGUUCCUGUGUUGAGUGUCA